Molecule: messenger RNA, 2475 nt
Organism: Oppia nitens
Lineage: Eukaryota; Metazoa; Arthropoda; Arachnida; Sarcoptiformes; Oppiidae
Exons: 6
Coding region: 190-2475 (761 amino acids)
Source: RefSeq, a predicted model, not a curated record
AUCAUUUUAUUUAUCAUUAACAAUGUAUACUGUAAUACAGCAAUUAAGUGCAACACAACGCUUACGGACAGCGAAGAGGGUGUCAUUGAUCUACAAUUGUCGGGCAAUGAAACUAUCGACGGACUGGUAUGUCAUUGGCUGAUACGUGUGCCGGCACCGCACCAACAGAUACUGUUGAUAACCGAUGAAAUGCAAAUGAAAUACUAUGACAACUACUAUGUCUACGACGGCGAAGAUGAAUCGUCGGGUGAACUGUUGGUCAAACAUUACGGUUCGCGUGAUAUCAAAAAUAUUGUGUCGACAAAAAAUACGGUGUUUGUCAAAAUUGUUGCCGAAUCCGAUCGGUUUGGCCGCAAUAUAUCUGUAAAGUUGAGAUACCGGGCCGUCAAAUUAGGUUGCAACGGUAUAUAUACUGGCAAUAGAGGUGAGAUUAGUCUAUUGAGGACACCCGAUGAACAAACAGUACCAAUCGGGUGUCACUGGAACAUAACGGUGCCCAACGGCAAAAGUAUACGAUUGCUGAUCGAAACACUAGAAGUUAAAUAUCCGGACAGAUUUCGGAUAUACGACGGUAACAGUGAAUCGGAUAGACAACUGUAUCAUACAAAGUUCGGGUACGGUAUGCAAGCCUACGGCGACGGUGUUAACGUAAUAUCGUCCAGCAAUAAAAUGUUAGUAACAUUUCAUUCGGACGUCAAACUGUAUCUACCGUUUCGUAUGAACACCAUCUAUAACAUUACAAUUAGACUGCACUGGGAGGCCAUUGAUCAUGGAUGUGGUCUACAGUUGAACAACACCCAGGGUGUCAUCUAUAGUCCCGGUUAUCCCGGAAACUAUUUUAACAAUAUACAGUGCGACUGGAAGAUAACUGUGCCCAUCGAUCACAUAAUUGUCCUCACAUUUGAUGACUUUUGUACCGAAGAUAACGAUCAGUUGACAAUCGACACAUAUACACCGUUACGUCACAGCGGUCCGCAUAAGCCGUCCAAUUUGUUGUCGUCGACAAACUCCCUGAGCUUGAAGUUCAAAACAGAUCAAUCGCUAACCGAUCGGGGCUUCAAAAUUACAUACAAAGCCAAAUCAUUAGAUCCCAACAUAACGUUUCUCAUAUCGGCCUACAAUGCAAUACUGAAAGUUCAUUCAUCGCGUAUCGAAACCCAGUCUAUUGGCGGCCAACAAGUAUCGGGAUUUGUCGACUAUGAUCUCAGACGAGAGCUGAUUGUCUGGUAUGAUCCACAACAUCAACGCUUCUGUAUCCAGUCGACAGUGUUUACCGAAAUCUAUGUCCAACCGGGCCGGCGACCAGUUAGUCUGGCACUGGACUGGCAACACGGCCUACUCUACUGGCUGGACAUACAGCCUAAAUCCAUAAACGUCGUGUCGCUGGACGACAACACCAAACACCAGUACACGGUUUGUCUGCUGAGAAGCGAUAAUCCACGCGAUUUGGUGGUCAAUGCCAAACGUUCGGUACUUGUCUGGAGUAAUGUCGGCAGCCGUGACCCGAAUCUUGUCCAGAGUCAGAUGGACGGCAACAAUCAGACAAUUUUCUACCGAAACUCACGGCACGCUUUUCACUUGACAAUAGACUAUCAGUUCGAUCGGUAUUUCUUUGUCGACAUUGAAGACCAUUGCCUAUACUCUAUCGACUUUGACGGCAACGACGAACAGUUGUAUCUGAAAUCCAGAGAACUGUUGGAUCCAAUACUGGCGAUGUCGGUAAUAGACAACGAUCUAUAUUUUAUGAAUGAAUAUCUAUUGUAUAGAAUACCUGAUGUAAAUCUGUCGAUAAACAGAGCACAGGUAGCCUACAAAAUACACAGAUAUCCGACUAUUGAUAGCCAAGAAUAUUUUAUGGCCAACACUGUCGACAUCGACCGACGCGAGUUCAAUGGAUUUAAGAUUAUUGAUAUCCGACUACAGCCCGAUGUCGAUGAAGGAUCGGUUAAUAGGUACCGAUCGGCGGCGGCCAACUGCCAGGGCAUAUAUUUGCCAAGUAGUGGAAAAUCAUAUCGGUGUCUGUCGGCGACAACUGUCCCAUCGUAUAGUCUACCAGUAAAUGUAGUAAUAAAUUCUGACGAAACAAUUGCGGCCACAUUGUCGACAAACGAUAGAUCCAAUGGUUUCGACUACUAUUCCUCUAAAACAGCAAACAAUGGCCACAACACUGGUAGUAGACUUGCGAUUGUGAGUAUCGUUUUCAAUGCACUGUUAGCCUUUUCGUUGGUUUUUGCAUUUGUAUUGAUUUUAAAACUUAAAACUAUGGUCCAAACCUCCCGAGCUAUGAUGGAUAACAACAACUAUAAUCAUAGAUCUGUAGCGAUAACUGAGCCAAGAGUGUCGGUACGAAACAUAGCCUACUGUAAUACAACAGGUAGUGGUAGUAGUAAUAGUAAUAUUAAUAGUAGUAUUGAUCCCUAUUUGUCAUCAUCUCAACAAAAUUUGCUGGAUAUGGAAAUUAGUACUAAAUUUUAG